GCACUGGGGAGCUUGGCUGGAACAGAAAAUGUCCAGAGCUGGAACCAAGGUCACCUUCUACGAAGACAAGAAUUUCCUAGGCCGUUCUUACGAGUGUGACGGCGACUGCUCUGAUUUUCAUACCUACCUGAGCCGCUGCAACUCCAUCCGGGUGGAUGGAGGCACCUGGGUGGCCUAUGAGAGGCCAAACUUUUCCGGGAACAUGUACGUUCUGACGCGCGGGGAGUACCCUGACUACCACCACUGGAUGGGCCUCAACGACCGCCUUGGCUCCUGCAAAGCCGUCCAGAUAGUAAGUGUGACCUCUUCCCAAGGGACGUGUUAA
Pterocles gutturalis (yellow-throated sandgrouse) is the source of this 325-nucleotide messenger RNA. RefSeq names its product crystallin, gamma S (gene CRYGS). Bases 29 to 325 code for a protein of 98 amino acids. The transcript has 2 exons. Gene Ontology annotation, biological process: lens development in camera-type eye; visual perception. The record is from RefSeq and is a predicted model, not a curated record. Gene Ontology annotation, molecular function: structural constituent of eye lens. Lineage: Eukaryota; Metazoa; Chordata; Aves; Pterocliformes; Pteroclidae.